This is a messenger RNA of Poeciliopsis prolifica (blackstripe livebearer), 6472 nucleotides long. It is a transcript of the gene panx2, whose product is annotated as pannexin 2. The record is from RefSeq and is a predicted model, not a curated record. Gene Ontology annotation, biological process: positive regulation of interleukin-1 production; monoatomic cation transport. The transcript is spliced from 5 exons. Lineage: Eukaryota; Metazoa; Chordata; Actinopteri; Cyprinodontiformes; Poeciliidae. Gene Ontology annotation, molecular function: channel activity. Bases 1919 to 3898 code for a protein of 659 amino acids.
UAAAUACUACAUUCUAGUCUUGAUAUGCAAGGGAUAUGCUUUUGAAGGAUUUAUUAGGAUUUAACAAGAGUGAGAGGAGGAGAGAUGGAAAUGUGUUUUGUUUUUAGUAAAAGAGGAAGAGAUGGCAUGAGAGGAUAAGAUUAGUUGAUGGUAAAUGGAUGAUGCAUUCACAUUCCCCACAGAGGACCUUCCCAUAACCUUCAUGCUCCAGAGCCUGCUGCAGGCGGUGAUACCCCUGCAAAAUUACUGUGCUGGAUAAGCAUAAAUUCAAACUUUUAUGAAAGCUAGAGAACAUUGGAUAGCACUAGGAAUCUGGGAUCACUUGAAGUUUUUUUGUUCUUUCCCACAUGGAUCUAUUCUGUGCUCCUUGUGUAGGGGUAGAAAAAAAUGUUGCCAUCAUAUUUAAGAGGAAACAAUUGCUAACAUAUUUGUGUGAGUCAGUUUCAAGUUUUUUGAAAUGGAUUCUUUGUGCAUUGCUGCUAAAAUAGGACAACAAUGUCCAAAUGCAGUGCCUUGAAAGAGUGCUCUCCCCCACACAUUUUGAGAUUGUAUUUUUCCAAAAAGCAAAUAAGGAGGUUGUAACUCUGAAGAGAAUCUGAACAGAUGCACAGCUCAGGUGAGAGAAUCUGUCAGCAGGACAAACAUUAGCUAUGACCCCUUAAAUGUGCUCUUUAUGAAAAGUAACAAAACUAAAUUCAUUUUAAGUCCUGUUUGCAGUUUGCUCUGGUCAGAUUAGACUGAAAGCUACCUUUUUAAAAAUGAAUGUCAUUUUUUUAAAAUGGAAAACUCACUCUGUGUCAUCCUGAUUCAUGCCAUAGCCAUUAUGAGACACAUGGUGGGAGCAACAUGAAGCAGUGAGGAUGCUUUUCUUCAGUACAAACAGGAAAGUUGCAAACUCAAAGUUGAUGUGAAUACUGAUGUGGCUAGAUGCAGGUCAAUACUUGAAAAGAACCUGCUAGAGAGCAAAACCACUGAGGCACGACUCACCUUUCGGACGGGCAAUGACCUUUAACAUUAAACCAAAGCAAAAAUAUAAAAGCUUAGCAUAAAACAUAUUAUUGUGUGUGACCAAACAUUGAAAUGAGAGUCUGAAAAAAUCGAUGUUCUCAAACAGUCUUGAUCCAAUUUCAGUAGGGCAACAAUUUCAAUCUGAACGCAAACACUGAAUUUAUAGACCUUUAAAUAAAAUAUUGCUAAGUAUUGUGUUCGUCCAUGUUUCUAUUAUGUGUUUGUAAAAUCCCAGUGGACAUUUGUGGUGAAAUAUAAGACCAUUCAAGGACCAGACGUACUUUUACAAGGUACCGUUCAUGGAAACUGAAUUGAAGUUCCCUGUAUUCAGCCACAUGUUUGUAACAGAACAUGAAAGAUAACAUUGUCCCACAAGAUUAGCCACAAAUCAAAGAGAAGCAUUAAGAUACACAGUUACUGCAUAGGUUGUCUCUGUGUACUCUACAGUUGUAAUAGCUACUAUUUUGCAGCUCCUAACUUGUUAUUUGUCUUCCAGGUUCGGAUUGGGAAAGCUUCUUCUUUCCAAGGCUCACAUAACCACUGUUCAGCCUACAAUUCCUCUCCCUGUGGAGCGCCUCCUAAACUCAGGUCAUUCCUCAAGCUGCCACAAACAGAGCUUGUGGACUGCAGCCAGACUCUGUGGAGACGGGACAAAACAAAGGAAUGCACAAGGGACACAUAGACUGAGAGACGUGCUUCUGACCCUUUUGUCUGCUCUUUUGUAAAAGUUGAGCAAACACCACAAAAUCGCCACUUUCUCACAUAUGUUGACCACGGCUUACAGCGGCCACACAAUUUUGUGUGUAUGUUUGCUUCACAGCAUCUUGGCAAGUACCUAACCACAAGAGGGAGCGUCUGGUCUCGCCUCAUUCGCAGAGGGGAGCUGUAGAGCGCAGCCUUCUGUUUCCGCAUGCAGAACAUCCUCGAUCAAAACUUAGACAUGGCCACAGCGCUGCUCGCAGGCGAGAAGCUGAAGGAACUCAUCCUGCCGGGCUCCUCUCAGGAUGAGAAGGGCGGGGCACUGGCUGGCCUCAUGGUGCAGCUCAAACUGGAGCUGCCCUUUGAUCGGGUCGUUACUAUAGGGACGGUCAUCAUCCCCAUCCUGCUGGUCACCCUUGUCUUCACAAGAAACUUUGCAGAGGAGUCCAUAUAUUGUUACACACCGCACAACUUCACCCGGGACCAGGCACUUUAUGCCAGAGGCUACUGCUGGACAGAGCUUCGUGAUGCUAUUCCUAAUGUGCAGCCUCAUCUUUGGCCCUCGCUAUUUGAACAUAAGUUCCUGCCCUACGCCCUGCUGGCCUUUGCGGGGAUUAUGUACAUUCCUGCUUUGGGCUGGGAGUUCCUUGCCUCCACUCGACUCACCUCAGAGCUCAAUUUCCUGCUUCAAGAGAUUGAUAACUGCUACCAUCGAGCCGCUGAGGGCAGAGCUCCAAAGAUCGAGAAGCAAAUUCAGUCCAAAGGACCUGGGAUAACUGAGCGGGAAAGGAGGGAGAUUAUAGAAAAUGCAGAGAAGGAAAAGAGCCCUGAGCAAAAUCUUUUUGAAAAAUAUUUGGAGAGACGAGGCCAAAGUAACUUUUUAGCUAAGAUUUACCUGGCUCGCCAUCUGGCUAUCAUGUGCCUCAGCUCUAUCCCCAUUUCCUACCUGAGUGCAUACUAUGCCCGCCAAAGGCAGAAUGAGUUCACCUGUGCACUAGGCGAGCCUCCAGAUACCAGCAGCUACCCAGAGUUGAAGCUUAGAGUCAACUGCAAGCUUCCCGCUGUGCAGCUGCAGCGCAUCAUGGCAGUGGUGGACUUAGCGCUGCUGUGUACCAUGAACUUCAUCAUCCUACUUAAUUUGCUCCAUCUGUUUGUGGUGCGUAAGUCUAACUUUGUGUUCGACAAGCUGAAUAAAGUCGGAAUCAAAACAAAGCGACGGUGGCAAAAGUCUCCGUUCUGUGACAUCAACAUUCUGGCUAUGUUCUGCAAUGAGAACAGGGAUCACAUUAAAUCACUGAACCGACUGGAUUUCAUCACCAACGAGAGUGAUCUAAUGUACGACAAUGUUGUCAGGCAGCUGUUGGCUGCACUUGCACAGUCCAACCACGACGCUACACCCACUGUGAGGGAGUCUGGGAUACAGACCAUUGAUCCCAGCAUGAAUCCUUUGGAUCUCGGGGUGGGAGACAUGGCCAUGGAGCCACUGGUCAGCAAACGGCCGCGGAAAAAGAUUAAAUGGAUACCGAGCUCAAACCCUCUUCCUCAGCCGUUCAAAGAACCACUCGCUCUGACCCGCGUGGAAAAUAACACCAAACCUGAAAAGCCCAAACCACUGAGACGCAAAACCAUGGCGGACAGCCUCAUAGCACCACUGCUGGACAGUAAAGGAACACAACAUCCUUCAGCUAAAGACAUCAGUGGGAUGGACAAAAAGCACGCACGAAACUUCUCCCUGGACGUCCAUCCAUACAUGCUGACAAAUCGCAAGCCCAAGGUGGAGGCCUCAGUCGUUGAACCGCUACCACCAGAGCACAAUCUGGACGCAGUUUACCUUGAAGGCACUCACACUAUUGUUCAUGUGUCUUGUGCAAUGACAGAAACCAAGGUUAGCUCCCCAGUAUCGACCACUGCUGUCUUUUCCACAGUAACUCUGCCCUCUACCACAUACGUGAAUGGUGGGAGCCCAAACCCUCCCUCAAGUGAGGAUGCGCUUAGUCCCAAGUCCUCCCCUGCACAAAUAGAGCUUCUGCCCCCAACGGAGAACCCUGAGCCGCCACUGCUGACCAAAGCCCCCACACACCAGCUCCUGAGCAUUCAUCACACUCUUUUUGAAGAAGAAGAGGAUGCAGAAAACAGAAGAGGCAGGCUGGAAGAAAGACCUGGGGAGCUCAUUGCUGCUGGAGAAUGUUGAAAAAUGUCAGAUUUCUAAGAAUAUGAUCAUGAUCGCUACAGUCUCCUUUUCCAAAAAUUGUCCUUCUCCUCAUAGCAACUUCUGUGAUUGGUGGAUUGUGUUAACUGACAGGAUGAAAUUCAACAGCACAAACAAAGCGUGGUUGUCGGAAAAAGAGGGAAAAAUAAUGAUAACAUAUGUGUUUUUGUUAUAGAAAAUGAUGUCACCUUCAUGCCUCAGGAUGACUGUGUUCAACUGAUCACCCACCAGUGAAACCAGCAGUGAUAUAUUAUUCAACAGGGUGCUAAAGAGCAGGGUAAAACAGCUAUGCUAAAAAAGGUACAAGGUGAAAGAAAAAUGAAUAAGCUUUUUAACAUAGAAAUGAGAGACACCUUACAAAUCCACAUUACAUAGAAAGACUGCAUUACAGCUUAAAAAAACAGUAUGUAUUUAAAACAUAUUAACACUUUGUCCCUUUAUCCCUCUAGCCAAGUAGAAAUGUAGCUCACGCAAUACAGCUGUUGAGAUCUGCACUCUUAAUAUGCAAAUGAUCACAAUAUAUAUGUGGCAAUAAUGUAUGCGCUUUGAGCAUUAUACUUCACAAAAUGUGUUGGUAUAUGUUGGGUGUUUCAAAUCUAAAAUAGUUCCAUGGCUUAUCAUUUUCAUUUCAACAUUGCCAUUGAUACGUCGCUGUAUGUGCACAUCCUUUGUAAUAGCAGGAUGACUUAUUAUGUGAUUGAGAGGAUAAAUGGUAAUGAUAGAGAUAUAGUGCCUUGCAAAAGUAUUCAUACCCUUUCCAUUUUUUCUGCUUAUUUUAUUUGCUUCAUUCCAAUUGUUGUGGUAGACAAGAAUGCAGAAUGCAAAGAAAUGUACAAAAGUAGAAGGAAAUGAAUACCUGAUUUUAAUAUUUUCUUAUCUAACAUAAAAUUCAUGAAUUGGUAUUCAGACUCUGAAGUCAAUACUUUAUUAGCUAUUACUUUGACCAUCAAGAGAUUUAAAAUUUUUGCCAAUUAUUCUUUGCAAAAUAGCUCAAAUUGAGUGAAAUUGGACAGACCACCACCACAAGGCAUUAAUUUUCAAGACUUGCCACCAUUUCUUAAAUGAAGUUAUUGUAGGUGAGAACUUUGAUCAUCACCACUGUAUCUUAGGAAUAUGAUUCGAUUUGAAGCAAUAUGCUAAAACCAUAGCUGUACAUUUCUUGUUGAUUUCCUGCUGUAAGGGUAACUUCUGUCCCAGUCUCAAAUCUUUGCAGCCUUUGACAGCUUGUCUUCUCAAACAAACUUUUACUGAGUCCCAUCAACCAGACUUGUACAUGAUUUAUAGUUGACCUACUGACAGAUUCUCCCACCCGAACAGGAAAUGUCUGCAGCUCUUUCAGAGCAACUAUGUGCCGUUUUGCUCCUUCACUGAUUAAUGUUUGUCCAAUUAAUGCUUAAUUGUCCUGUCAGAUUUUCGAAUGAUCAAUACAUUUUUUUAUUCUCAAAUUAUGGAUUGAAAAGUGCCAAGUCUGAAUUGCAAGUCUGUAAAGGAUAUUAUUUAACCUAACCCUUCUUUUUAUCCCCUGCCACCUUCCUGACCUCUCUUGUGUCUUGUGCAUUUCUUGGUUUAAAAAGGCCACACUUUGAUUUUCAUAACACAACAAAUUUUGAGAAACACAUAGACUUUUUCAUUUCAUUUGAAAAUUAUACAUGACUUUGUGUUGGUCAAUCACAUAAAAUCCCAAUAACCCACUGAAGUUUGUGAUUCUAACUAGAUGAAAUUGCAAAAAAAUGUAUAUGAAUACUUUAGUGAGGCACUGUUGUUAAUAAACUGAGGGGGGGAAACUGCUGGCAUAUUAAAAACAAGAAUCAGCUCAGUUUGAUAAAUGAAGCUGAACUUGUUGAGGUGGUGUGAUGUCAUGUGAACAAAAUGAUCCGCAACGUGUUCAACUGUUCCUUUUUGAACGGUUUAUUGCAAGAAUGAGUAAGCUUUUAUGCUGUCUGAGGCUCUGACACAAUCCAAAAUUCUUUUCUGUACAUUAAAUCACAAGUAGUUAGAAUAUAUAUUUAUAAUACUUGUAGAAUAAAUAGCAAGCAUACGCACCUAUGAACCCCUUUUUCCACAAAAAAAAAAAAAAAUGUGGCACGUUCUAGUCACAAACUUUCUUGCACAUCUGAUAACAGGAACUUCAAUAAAGGAAGUGUAAUACUUAUUGUCACAUCAGCAUGACAUUGUUGCAGAAGAUAUCACUACUGGUCUGGUGUGAAGGGCCUCCAGUAUUCAUCGAUACAAAACUCACUCAUUCUCUUGGGGCAUUGAAGAGACACACUGUGGCUUACAACUUUCCACUUCAGCUCAUCAUCAUACUCCUAAGGCUGCCUCGUGAUAAUACUCAAGCACACUAAAUGCAUCCACAAGCACUUUACGACUAGAAGCACUAGUGAGUUGUUAAUGACUGCUUAAAACUCAUGUUCUGUGUUGAUUUUCACAUUAGCCUACAGCUGACAAAGAGAGAAACCUAUGACUGUGUGAAAAGCUACUGCACACGCAGAGUCCAGAAUAUGACUGUACCUUGUGAAAUGUCUUAGUAAAAACACAAAUAAAACAUUUUUUUUG